Messenger RNA from Nicotiana tabacum (common tobacco), 928 nucleotides. RefSeq lists its product as uncharacterized. The record is from RefSeq and is a predicted model, not a curated record. Gene Ontology annotation, biological process: rRNA 5'-end processing. NCBI's taxonomy places the organism in Eukaryota, Viridiplantae, Streptophyta, Magnoliopsida, Solanales, Solanaceae.
ACAGUCCCCAAUAAGAAAAAUAAGCUGUAGACAAUCUUUCUUUUUCCCACCCGAAAAUAAGAACAUCUUCGAAUGGGACAUCUAUUAGCCUCGCCGCCGGUGGCAUUUCGGCCGACCGCCGGUAACUCUGUGCGGUUAACUUCAAGAUUUCAGGCAUUAUCGGUGGAGGAAAUUCCCCCAAAUGCGAUACGGCGAAAGCGAGAUUCAACAUGGAGAGGAGGUUUCAGUCUUGGAGUGGAUUUGGGGCUUGCCCGUACUGGCCUUGCCAUUAGUAAAGGCUUCAACUUUCGACCUUUAACGGUUCUUGAAUUGAGAGGACAAAAGCUUGAACUUCGAAUUCUUGAUAUUGCCCUAAAACAGGAAGUGGAUGAGUUUAUAAUUGGGCUUCCUUUGUCAAGUGAUGGAAGGGAAACUCCACAAUCUAACAAAGUUCGAAGUGUUGCUGGUAGGCUUGCUGUUCGAGCUGCUGAGAGGGGUUGGAGAGUAUAUCUGCAGGAAGAGUAUGGGACAACAAUAGAGGCCAUGAGCUACAUGGUUGAUAGGGGCCUCGGAAAAUCUGCUCGUGAAGGGAAACAGGAUGCCUAUGCUGCUGCUAUGGUGCUUGAGAGAUACUUUUCAGAGUCAGGUCGGAGAAUCGAGCUAGUGUUACCCAAGCAGUUGGAUCUCCAAGAGAAGCUAAAGAAGAGGUGUACUGAUUAUUUUACAGAUGAAUCUGAUUAGGUGUUAAUGUCCAAAACCCCAACCACAACUUCCGUAGGAAAGGUUGAAUGGAUCUAUACAUAACUCUAGCCACUAGAAUAGUACUUGUACCUUUAGAAGACAUGGAUGAUUUACCCUUUUUUGUUUGAUAAAUAUCUUCCUCCUGUAAAUCAUAUUCGAGAGAAAGGAAGCCAUGUAUCUUGCUUUCCUUGUUGAGGAAUUUCCACUA